AGGGAAGGUAAAGAAAACGGGAUCCAUAACUUCCCUUCCUGACAAAAUCAAGAAUAUCAAGAAAUCAAGAAUCGACCAAUCGCGCCGGUACAUACGCACCAGUUCGCUCGCUCGCUCAGCAUCUCUCUUCUCGAUCCCCCCCCUACUUCGUCACUCUGAUCUUUCGAUACACCCCCCGACCCAAAAUCUUUUUCACGGUCGUUCCAUCCCGAGUUUCCCAUUUGGGUUUUGCAUGCAGAGAGCGCGCGCGCGCAAGAGAGAGAGAGAAACAGAGAGGCGAAGAGGAGGAGGAAUAAAAAAGGAAAGGCAAAUCACCGAACACCCACACUGCAUCUAACUACAUAUUCAGCACAGCCCCCGCCCCCACACACAUACAGAGGCAUAGGGCUUCGUUCCUCUCCACUCCACCCUCUCCCUCUCUCUCUCUCUCUCUCUCUACCGUCAUCGGAUCUGAUUUCUGCGAACCCGAAUACCCACAUCGUGUUUUGUCUGAUCUCUCUCUCUCUCUUUCUUGAAAAUUCGCCGACGACUGAGGACAGAGGAGCGGGGGAAGAGAAGCGGGCGGUGGGUGGUGGUGGUGGUGGUGGUGGGGGGGGGAGAGGAAUAGGAACUUUUGGGAUUCGAUCCCAUGAAGUGAAGGGGGGCAUUUUCAUUUCUUUUGGCCCAGAUGAAAUGAAAAUGCCCGGCUCAUAUCCACGCGAACGAUGACCAGAGCGAUUGACCUCGGCGGCGACGACGACGACGACGAGGAAGAGCGCUUCUACGAGUCCCUCGACCGCCUCAUCUCGUCCUCCUCUUGCUCCUGCUCCAACUCCGAGGACGAGGCCGACGAUACGAGCCCGGAUCCGAAUUCUGCCUCCGAUCGUCCCUUCCCCGUGCCCCGGUUCCCGGCCGGCGUCUUCCGGUACGAUGUCUGGACCUCGCAGCCGUCCUCGGUGUCGGAGCGGCGGUCUCGGCUUCUCCACGAGAUGGGUCUCACCGCCGACCCUUCCCUCUCGCAGGCGAAACCCGGGAAGGAAUCGGGUCGCGCCGACUUUGGGAGGUCAGUAUCGGCGGAUCACGUGAGGGGUCAGCAGAACGGUCCGAGCGCCGGUAUCGUGCGGUCGAGAUCAGAUGGGUCUGUGGAUCACGAUGCCUCCUCGAGUGACCAGUGUAAUUCGAAUUCCUUGCAGCCCAUUCGUUAUUCUACUUCUAUUCUUUCAAUUGAUAGCAAUGGUUCUCUUGUAAAUAGUAAUAAUUUUGUGGAUGGUGUCGAUGUUGAAUCGCGGGGUGCUGGGAUUGGAUCCGCAGGUGCCAGUCCCCUUAGAUUGGACAAUCCGCCAAUCACGCAGUGUUGUGAAAAAUUCCACGAGAUUGAGAGUGAUUCCACCAGUGUAAAGGUUGACUCGAAUGAUCGUCACUUUGCGGCUGAGGGUAAUGGAGUGGGUGAUUGUGAUAUGCAGCACAAUGGGACUGAUGAUAGGGCGAAUGAGACCGUUUGUACGAUCAAAAACCUUGACAACGGGAAAGAGUUUGUGGUGAAUGAGGUUAGGGAAGAUGGUUCUUGGAACAAGCUCAAGGAAGUCGGGACUGGUAGGCAAUUGACAUAUGAGGAGUUUGAGAUUAGUGUCGGGCAUUCCCCAAUCGUGCAAGAGUUGAUGAGGAGGCAAAAUGUGGAAGAGGGUAAUAAGGAUCAUAUGGAUGUAAACGGGAUCGUGGGCGGUGCCGGGGGGUCAAAGUUGAAGAAGAAGGGUGGGUGGUUUAGGAGUAUAAGGAGCGUGGCGAGCACAAUGACUGGUGUUAAUAAAGAGAGGCGAAGCAGUGACGAGAGGGAUACUUCUUCCGAAAAAGGCGGUCGAAGGUCAAGUUCGGCGACAGAUGAUAGCCAGGAUGUAUCAUUUCAUGGACCUGAGCGCGUAAAAGUGAGGCAGUACGGGAAGUCUUAUAAAGAGCUUACAGGGCUUUAUAAAUGCCAAGAAAUACAGGCGCAUAAUGGGUUUAUAUGGAGUAUCAAAUUUAGUUUGGAUGGGAGAUAUCUUGCAAGUGCAGGUGACGAUCGUGUAAUUCAUGUGUGGAAGGUGGUGGAGUCCGAGAGGAAGGGGGAAUUAUUGAUGGAAAAACCGGAAGACGGGGGCUUUCACAUGUUGUCGGGGGCUAAUGCAUCACCAGAACUGAGCACGUUGUCGCCGAAGAUAGAUAAUUAUCUCGAUAAGAAGAGAAGGGGGAGAUCAUCUAUAAGCCGGAAGUCAUUGAGCUUGGACCAUGUUUUUGUUCCAGAAGCUGUGUUCGCACUUUCAGAGAAACCUGAAUGUUCUUUUGAGGGACAUCUUGAUGAUGUUCUUGACCUCUCAUGGUCCAAGUCCCAGCACUUGCUCUCAUCUUCAAUGGACAAGACAGUUCGAUUGUGGCACUUGUCUAGCAAGUCUUGUUUGAAAGUAUUUUCCCACAGUGAUUAUGUUACCUGUAUCCAGUUCAAUCCCGCCGAUGAUAGAUAUUUCAUUAGUGGAUCCCUAGAUGGCAAAGUGCGCAUAUGGAGUGUUCCUGACAGGCAACUUGUUGAUUGGAGCGAUUUCCAUGAGAUGGUCACUGCAGCUUGUUACACACCAGAUGGUCAGGGAGCUUUAGUUGGUACACACAAAGGGAGCUGCCGUUUGUACAACACAUCUGAGAACAAGUUGCAACAGAAGAGUCAAAUCAAUUUGCAGAAUAAGAAGAAGAAAUCUCAUCAUAAGAAGAUCACUGGCUUUCAGUUUGUAUCUGGAAGUUCAUCUGAAGUGCUCAUCACAUCUGCCGAUUCUCGAAUACGUGUUGUUGAUGGUGUUGAUCUGGUACACAAAUUUAAAGGUUUCCGCAACACAAACAGCCAAAUCUCUGCCUCCCUCAGUGCCAAUGGAAAAUAUGUGGUCUCUGCCAGUGAGGAUUCUCAUGUAUACGUGUGGAAGCACGAAGCUGACUCUCGACCCAGCAGGGGAAAGGCUGUUACCGUAACACGUUCCUAUGAACAUUUCCAUUGUCAAGAUGUUUCGGUGGCUGUACCUUGGCCCGGUCUGGAUGAUACAUGGGGAACUCUUGAUGGUUACUCUGCUGAGCAAAACGAACUUGAUACCGAGGAGGCCUCCACGGCCAAUCAUCCUCCGACACCUGUUGAGGAGACUAAUGGUCCUGUAGGCUCGAGAUCGGCGUCGGGUUGCAGCAACAGUCCACUUCAUGGUAGUAUUUCUUGGGCGACCAAUAACUUCUUUGACAAAAUUGCGGCCACUUUGACGGAUGAAAAACUUUCAUUAGCUGCAAGAAGCAGGAGUCCUCGUGUUAGCGUGGAUGUCUACAACGGGAUUGGCGAGAACAUGUCGGCAUGGGGCCUGGUGAUUGUAACUGCUGGGCUUCGAGGCGAGAUCAGAACUUUUCAAAAUUUUGGAUUGCCCGUCCGAAUUUAGGGGUCUAUGAGAAACCAAGAAAGUCCUCAACUUUUUAAGCUCGAAAAUGUUGAGCUCCAUACGCCCCCGACUUCAUAUUGUCCUCGUUGCUAGAAAGUGUACAGAAUAUACUUGGGUGAGAUUUGUAAUAUUAGUGAGUUCAGUUUUUCAUUUUAUUUCAUUAUGCUUGUGCUCGUCGGACGUGUCCAGAUUGGGAUCACCCUGACUGAGCAUCAAGAGAAGCAAAAUAGAUUUGUAAACCAGAAAAAAAAAGUAAGUACAGUGAUUUAGAUCUGAUGAUCUCUUGGUAA
This is a messenger RNA of Syzygium oleosum, 3703 nucleotides long. RefSeq lists its product as uncharacterized. The record is from RefSeq and is a predicted model, not a curated record. The transcript has 7 exons. NCBI's taxonomy places the organism in Eukaryota, Viridiplantae, Streptophyta, Magnoliopsida, Myrtales, Myrtaceae. The coding region runs from base 705 to 3413 and encodes 902 amino acids. Gene Ontology annotation, molecular function: protein binding.